This is a messenger RNA of Schizosaccharomyces cryophilus OY26, 579 nucleotides long. Its product is annotated as ammecr1. The transcript is spliced from 2 exons. Lineage: Eukaryota; Fungi; Ascomycota; Schizosaccharomycetes; Schizosaccharomycetales; Schizosaccharomycetaceae. The record is from RefSeq and is a predicted model, not a curated record. Bases 1 to 579 code for a protein of 192 amino acids.
AUGGAAGAAAAACAAUAUUGCUAUUUUUGCUUUGAAGUGGUUUCCGCUACAUUGGAGCAUAGAAGGAUUCGAAAUCAUGCGGAUUGGAAAUCCUGGACAGACGAGGUACCUCUUUUUGUAAAGUUCUUUUUCAAACAACGUCUUAGAAAGCAAUUACGGGGUUGUAUUGGUACUUUUCAACCGCGUCCUCUACAUGUCAAUCUUAGAUAUUUUAGCCAGCAAGCAGCUUUUCAUGAUGACCGCUUUCAUCCUAUUACGGUGGCCGAAUUACCAUUUUUGGAAUGUGGAAUCGACCUACUAGUGAAUUUCGAGCCCAUUGAUGAUCCUCUGGAUUGGGUGGUCGGUGUUCAUGGCUUAUCGAUUGAGUUUUAUGUAGAUAGAAUACGGUAUUCAGCUACUUAUUUACCUUCUGUUGCCGCAGAACAGGGCUGGACCCAGAAGGAGACUUUGCUGAGUUUGAUUCGCAAGUCAGGCUUUUACGGAAUCCCUCGAAAUUUAAAGAUUCAGGCUACUCGGUAUCAAUCUUCUCAAGUUGAAUGCUCGUUUGAGGAAUACUUCAAAAUUGUCAACAGACUAUAA